AUGGUUACAUCCACCACUCACUUUAGGCUAAUACCUCGCUUUUUCAUGCCAUUAAGGGUGUUAUACAAUACUGCAUUCACUAAUGCUCGAAUCUAUAAUCUCUCAUUUAGGAGAAAACGCUUCUGUGGGACCGCCGGAGGAAGAAGAAGAUUUUCCGGCCGCCACUAUAGGCCGUUUAGUGGAGAUUCGAAGAACAAGGCGGUCUGGGACGGCGGCCUGACCGGAAUCAGGAAGCGGAAAUUGAGCGAAGAACAAGUCAACCUCCUAGAACAAAGCUUCGGUGAUGAGAGCAAGUUAGAGUCGGAGAGAAAAUACCGCCUGGCUUCUGAGCUGGGACUUUACCCUCGCCAGGUCGCCAUCUGGUUCCAAAACCGUCGGGCACGGUGGAAGAACAAGAAGCUCGAGAAAGAAUACUCCAAACUCAAGGCGGAGCACGAGUCCACCGUCCUUGAAAACUGCGCGCGGUCUUAA
Molecule: messenger RNA, 471 nt
Organism: Ipomoea triloba (trilobed morning glory)
Lineage: Eukaryota; Viridiplantae; Streptophyta; Magnoliopsida; Solanales; Convolvulaceae
Product: homeobox-leucine zipper protein ATHB-40-like
Exons: 2
Coding region: 1-471 (156 amino acids)
Biological process (GO): positive regulation of DNA-templated transcription
Cellular component (GO): nucleus
Molecular function (GO): DNA-binding transcription factor activity; sequence-specific DNA binding
Source: RefSeq, a predicted model, not a curated record